Yamadazyma jaroonii is the source of this 2091-nucleotide messenger RNA. The record is from the annotation of a GenBank genome assembly. Lineage: Eukaryota; Fungi; Ascomycota; Pichiomycetes; Serinales; Debaryomycetaceae.
AUGCUUCCUACAACGUUAGCUUCGAUUCCAGAAGCCAAGGAAGAAUAUAUUGGAUCAUCUUUAAUUGAAAGAACCAGUAGGUUACAUAGUUUUUAUGAUUUAGGACCUGCUGAUUUAUGUAAUAUUCAUAAACAAUCUGCCAGUUCAAAAAGUGAAAUGGGUACCUUUUUGUAUUUCACAGGGGUAGAUACCUCCAAUAGUGCCUCAAUUGCAGCUCACUUGCAAAAAUUGGCCAAUUUAAUCACUUCAAAAUCUCAAUAUUGGUUUGGGGAAAAGAAACAUUGGAAAGUCCCUGAUUUAACUUAUUGUAGUUACAAUGCAUUUUCUAAAGUUGAUAUGAGAGUAACUGUUCAUAUUCCAGGUAAAUUUGAAAAUCAAAUCAUAAAUAAUGAUGGUAAAAUCUUAAACGAUAAAACCAGUCAAGAUGAAAUAAAUAGAUUUUGGUUAGAAACUUUCAUAAGUUCAAUAACAAGAUGUUUGAUUGACAGCGAUGAUGAUGAAAGUAACAAAAUGGGAGGAUUGGUAGAAGUCAGAAAAGAAAAUCCGUUUGUUGAUAACAAGACAUUAUUGGAUAGUUAUUUAAGUGGAUUUGAACAACUUUUCUUUGAUGGACAUAAAUUGGGAUGUGAUUUAGAAAUUCCUCAACCAACAACAAUUUCUAAUUACUUAGUCGAUGGGUUCAUGAAAUGUAUUGAAAUCACUCAAUCGUUCGAUAAAGGUUUGGAGAUAUUGAAAAGAAUUGAAAAAGUUGAACCUUCAGUUGUAACAUUAAUCGCCAAAAUUUAUUUAUUGAAAGAUGAAGAAAUCAAAGCUGUUCAAAUUAUGAAUGAAGGAGUUUUGCAAAAUGAAAGAAACUCGGAUUUAUUAUUAUUACAAGCAGACUUUUGUAUUUCAAAGAAAAGAUAUGAUAUUGCUUUACAUUUGGCUAAACAAGCUGUUAAAUCAUCACCUGCUGAUUUCAAAACCUGGUCAAUGUUGGUCAAAGUUUACACCAAAUUGAAUGAUUUCGAAAUUGCCUUGUUAACAUUGAAUUCAUGUCCCAUGAACUCUCAUAAGGAGAAAUUCACAUUGAAGAGAAUUGUACCUUUAAGAAGUGGUAAUGACGAUUUACAUUUACCUUCACCAACCGAUGUAGUUUUAGACGAAGUUUCCAAUUUACAAAGUAAUGAAAUAUCAUUUGAGCAAAGAAAUUUAGAUCCUCAGUUAUCAAAUUUACCUGCUUCCAACUUAAAAUCAACAUUUUCAAAAGCUUAUGAUUUAUUGACAGAAAUUGUGGUUAAAACUGGUUGGGAAAGUUUAUUAAAAUAUAGAGCAAAAGUUUUCGUUAUGGAAGAAGAAUAUAGAAAAGAUAAAGCAACUAGUAGUUCAACUGUUGAUGACAAAGAUGAUGCUAAUAAUGAUAAUAAUGAUCCAACUACCCCUACCACUGAUAAUGCUUCAACCAUAGCUGUGAAAUCACCUAAGAAAGAAGAUGACAAAGAAUUCAGAAAGAAAAGAUUAUGUGAAAGAUGGUUGGAUAAUCUUUUCAUGUUAUUAUAUGAAGAUUUAAGAGCAUAUACUAUGUGGCAAGCUGAAUUUGUUCAUUUCCAAGCUCAACAAAUGGAAUAUAAAAAGACUACUUUAGAAUGGGAGAUCUUAGGUUUGAUAGCCAUGAGAUUGAAACAUUUCAAAGAAGCUUCAAUUGCUUUCCAAAAUGCUUUAAGUGGUAGAUUCUCUGCUCGAUCAACAAGAGAAAUGUUGAAGUAUUAUCAAAUGGAAAGGUCAAAACUUAUAUUAAAGAAUUCUACUUCAAGUACUACUAAUAAUAAUUAUCUGAAAAUGAUAAAUCAAUUGAAUGAAAAGAUCUUAGAAUGCUGUAUCAAAUUAUUAGUUUGGAACCAUAGAUGGUAUUGUGAUUUUAGUUAUUCAUUAAUUACUAUUGUUGAAGAUUUAGUUCUGAAAGAUGGUAUGAUAAAAGUUCAAUCAUUGAUCCAAGCUGUUUAUUCGAACAGUUUGGAUAAUAAUGAAAAUCUGAACCAUGGUAUAAUUGAUUUGAUGAAUGGUAUUUACAAAUUCCUCAAACUUUAUAAUGUCAAUGGUGUUGAUAAUUAA